UCUUAUUCCAUAUCACACGGCAUUCUCUCCUACUUAGAUAAUCGUUUACUCGAGCGGAAGACUUCUUUACAAUGUCUCCAUCCUCAGACCCCGCGACACCCCAAAAUAGUAACGUCGUACUUAUUCCCAAAAAAUACGCCCACCAGAAAGACCUAGAAGCCAUAAUCACACGAUAUCGAACACUUCGUUUAAGAGGCCUGAAAGAGAAUCCAGAUGCCUUCUCUUCUAAGUACGAGGACGAAGUUGAGUUCCCAUACGAGAAAUGGCUAGCUCGAGUUACCAACCCGCAAGCGCGUUCCUUUAUCGCUUAUGACGAUCAAACAGACAACAGCUUGGACCCUUUAGCACUUCUUUUGAGUCGAGAAUGGCUGGGUACUGUCACAAUAGUAGGGCCUAGAUUGCUACCUGAAGAUAACAAAACUCUGUCAAAAGCACCAUGGGAUGUGUUUUUUCUGACAGACGAGCGAAUUCCGUCGGAGGAGACUCAUCAUACGACUUUAGUGUAUAUGCUUGGUGGCAUGUUUGUUCUUGAGGCGGGGAGACGGAAGGGGAACGGUCGUCGGCUGAUUGAACGGGCUGUCAGUGAAGUACGGACGGAAGCUACUGAGGCGGGGGCAAGUCGUGUUUUAGUGGUGUCUAUCGUGGAAAGAAAUAAUGACGCUGCACGACGGUUGUAUGAGACUUGUUCGUUUGACGUGUGGGAUGAUGAGCUUGUGUUGCAGAUCCCACAGCACCAGGAGUGUGUUGGCAUGGUUUUGGAUCUUAGGCUAGAGGGAGGAUUGUCUGAUGCUUUAGAGCGAUGAAUGGACAAGAAUGUGUUGUAUGAUACGCAUUCAUGGG
This is a messenger RNA of Aspergillus caelatus, 840 nucleotides long. Its product is annotated as GNAT family N-acetyltransferase. The coding region runs from base 72 to 803 and encodes 243 amino acids. The record is from RefSeq and is a predicted model, not a curated record. Gene Ontology annotation, molecular function: acyltransferase activity, transferring groups other than amino-acyl groups. NCBI's taxonomy places the organism in Eukaryota, Fungi, Ascomycota, Eurotiomycetes, Eurotiales, Aspergillaceae. The transcript has a single exon.